Molecule: messenger RNA, 480 nt
Organism: Thlaspi arvense
Lineage: Eukaryota; Viridiplantae; Streptophyta; Magnoliopsida; Brassicales; Brassicaceae
Source: the annotation of a GenBank genome assembly
AUGACGAAAGCGGUUUUGCUGGUGGCUCUCUGCUUUUUACCGAUCCUAGCCAUGGCGAUUCGGCCGAACAAGAACCCGUUCGUCGUACGAGGCCGUGUCUAUUGCGAUACUUGCCUUGCUGGUUUCGAAACUUCUGCAUCUACUUACAUCCCUGGUGCGGUGGUGAGAUUGGAAUGCAAGGACAGGACAACAAUGGACUUAAAGUACAGCCACGAGGCGAAAACCGAUUCGACAGGAUCAUACAAGAUCUUGGUUAGCGAGGACCAUGAGGAUCAGUUCUGUGAUACAAUGUUGGUUAGUAGCUCUCAAUUACGAUGCUCCAAUGUCUCCCCUGGCCAUGACCGUGCCCGUGUGACCCUCACUCGUUUUAACGGCAUUGCUUCGGACGAACGUUUUGCGAACAACUUAGGAUUUCUAAGAGAUGCAGCAUCACCAGGUUGUGCGAAGAUCAUGAAGCAAUACCAAGAAACCGAGGACUAG